This is a messenger RNA of Carica papaya (papaya), 1689 nucleotides long. Lineage: Eukaryota; Viridiplantae; Streptophyta; Magnoliopsida; Brassicales; Caricaceae. The record is from RefSeq and is a predicted model, not a curated record.
AUGGAUCUUGGGAUGGGGAACGAUGGUACUAACAAUUCAAGUGACGAACAAGGAACUUCGAAUCGCAGUGGCUCAGAGAAAAAGAUCUAUCAUCGUCAUACCAGUAGUCAGAUAGAACAUCUCGAAUCAUUUUUCAAGGACUGUCCUCACCCGGAUGAAAGCCAAAGACGCCAACUUAGUACGGAACUUGGACUAGAACCAAAACAAGUCAAGUUCUGGUUUCAAAACAAGAGGACUCAAACAAAGGCUCAAAGUGAACGAGCAGACAACUCUGUCCUCCGAGCAGAAAAUGAGCGAAUUCAGUGUGAGAAUCUAGCAAUUAGAGAGGCACUAAAGAACGUAAUGUGUCCAGCUUGUGGAGGUCCUCCUUUUGGAGAAGAAGAACGUCAACGCAGCCUGCAAAAACUUCAGAUGGAAAAUGCCCUAUUGAAAGAAGAGCAUGAGAAGGUGAGUAACCUUCUUGCAAAGUACUUAGGGAAACCAAUUUCCCAGUUUGAAGCAAUGAGUACUUCGACUCGAGGUGAAGGACCGUCCAAUGCCUUGGAUUUCUUGCCACCAAGUUAUCUGACUCAAGGACUAGUUGGAUUCCCUUUUCUUGACAAUCUUGAUAAUUUCAGCCAAAAAUAUCGAGAAAAUAUUAAUAACAACUUACCAGCGAAUAAUCAUGUGAUUGAUCUUCAACAACACUUCGACGCUAGGUUGAUUUCGGAUGUAGAAAAAGCUUUCAUGGUGGAGACUGCUGCAUCCGCCAUGGAUGAACUAGUUAGGCUUUUGAGAGUCAAUGAACCAUUGUGGAUUAGGUCUGAACUGAGUGGAUCAAGAGCAGUUAUUCACCGUGACACUUAUGAUAAGAUCUUUCCUAGGAUUAAUAGGUUUAAAAACUCAAAUUCUCGUAUCGAAUCAUCUAAAGAAUCAGGGAUGAUAACAAUGAGUGGAGCUCACUUGGUUAAAAUGAUUAUGGAUCCAGAGAAAUGGACGGACCUUUUCCCUACAAUUGUUUGCAAGACAGAACAACUUUAUGAAGUUCAAGCUGGAACAAGUGGCAACAAAAAUGGUUGCCUGUUGCUGAUGUAUGAGAAAAUGCACAUCCUUUCCCCAUUGGUGCCAGCUCGUGAAUUCAUCAUCCUUCGCCACUGUCGGCAAUUAGAAAAAGGCUUAUGGGUGAUGGUAGAUGUAUCCUAUGAUUUAAAAGGCCAUAUUCCCCCUUCUCGUUGUUGGAAGCUACCUUCUGGAUGUAUGAUUCAAGAAAUGGCAAAUGGGUGUUCAAAGGUUAUUUGGAUCGAACAUGUGGAAGUUGAUGAUAAAACUCUAACUCAUCGAUUAUAUAGAGAUCUAUUAUGCAGUGGAUCUGCAUAUGGGGCUGAACGAUGGAUUGUUACGCUUCAAAGAAUAUGUGAGAGAUUGGCUUUCUCCAUGGCUGAUAAUCCUCAUGUUUAUCAUCACAACUCAGUUAUGCCUAAUAGUAUGAAGAGCAUGUUGAAGCUUUGUCACAGAAUGGUAAAAGACUUCUGCGCAGGUUUGUGCAUGUCAUGUGAUAACAAACUUGAUUUUCCCCAAAUAUCUGAAGUCAAUAGUAGUGGGGUUCGAGUUUGUGUCCGUGAGGGCAGGACGAGCCAACCUAGUGGCAUGAUCGUCAGUGCUGCCUCCUCUCUGGCUUCUCUCCCUCCUCUUAAUGUCUUUAUUUUUUAA